This is a messenger RNA of Suillus subaureus, 897 nucleotides long. RefSeq lists its product as uncharacterized. The record is from RefSeq and is a predicted model, not a curated record. Bases 161 to 691 code for a protein of 176 amino acids. The transcript is spliced from 5 exons. NCBI's taxonomy places the organism in Eukaryota, Fungi, Basidiomycota, Agaricomycetes, Boletales, Suillaceae.
UCAACUUCACAGUCACUGAGGAAGUAUCAAGCGCAAACAACAUUCUUCAAUUAUUUGAAAACUGAAUCGACCAGACCAGCGCCUCAUAGUGAGCAUCUGCAAUACUCAGAACAUUAACUUAUGUGUCCGACGCUCCUGCCGUCUUUCUCGUUGGCAAAUCAUGAUUCAUCGACAUCGCCGAGUAUCGAGCACUCUAUUACAACUCCGAGCUAGCUCGGUCCCAUCAAUUGGCUUGGAAAAAAGUCCUAACGAAUUGCCUCUAACCAAAAGUUCGAACACUGUCUCGGCAUUCACAGGCCCCCGAUACAUUCCUAUAUAUACACUUCUUCUCCCAUCAUCCCUGGAUCCAGCGGCAGCAAGCUCCGCCGACAUCUAUCAUGUCAUCAUCCUAACGAGCUUGACAAACAUCUAUCAUUAUACCCCCCUCCCUUGCACCUUCGCCGAAUUCCUCUUGCCACCUGUGGCAUGCGUCGCGCAGGACAGGAACUAUUCCAUGUCGCAACAAGGGUUGACAGCCAACGUCAGCUGCCGGGCCAUUAACUCGAGUCAAACGCAAUACCUUUGGGACACGAACAACUCAUAUGUCAUCUAUGCCAACGCAGCUGCUCCGAACAACUCCAUCACUGGUCUUCGCCUGUGGAAUAUAACUGCAAAUUGCGGUGCCAAUACGCCACAACGCAGGAAUAUGUGACCAUGGUAGAUGCAAGUGGAAAUGCGAGCCUGUCGGGGAGUGGCUUCCUUCCUUCCGUUGUUUGCCCGGGGCCUGCGAAUUUCAAUCAAACUUUUACAAGCUUCAGUGAGCCAUUGAAAUAUGUGUUUGUAGCCAUUGUCCGAUUCUGUUUCUAUAGUGAUUAUUUCACAAGGAUUCUACAAGUAUAGGUUCCUUGACGCAAGCGU